AUGCUUAAAAGAGACUUACUAAUACAAUUAAGCUUUAAGAUAUUUCAAUAAAGCUAUUUAGAUAAGCUAAUCUAAUCAACUCUAUAUAUUAUGGUAAAUUUUAAUUUUAAGUAAUUAGGAGAUUGUCUAAGAGAAUUAGAGAAAUAUGAAGAGUCUAUAAAAACUUAUGAUGUAAUUUUACAUUAAUAAUCUAAAAAAUGCUGAUACAUCUUUUGGAAACGGUAAAGCAUUCAAUAAUAUAUUAAGGAAUAUGUUUAUUGUAUUUAAACAAGCCUAAAGAAGCAGAGAAUUUAUUAAAAAACUCAUUUACUCUAAAAUCAGAUUGUUAUUUAGGAUAUUAUGGAUAUGGUAAAUGAUUAAAUUAAAUUUUAGGAUUGUAAUUAUUCUCAUAAGCACAAUAUUAAUAGGCAAUUAAACAUUGUGUUAAAGCUUUAGAUAUCAAUCCAUAACAUGUUUAUUCAUUACAUGGGAAGGGUAAAUUUAAUUCAAUUAAUCAAAUGUAACUGCCUAUUUAUUAGACAAAAUUUGAUUUAUUUAAUAUAUUAGAUGAAUGA
Messenger RNA from Paramecium pentaurelia, 554 nucleotides. NCBI's taxonomy places the organism in Eukaryota, Ciliophora, Oligohymenophorea, Peniculida, Parameciidae. The record is from the annotation of a GenBank genome assembly.